UGCUGAUGGAGGCCAGGAGGCGGGAGCCGGCCGGGGUGUUGCGUCCCCCGUCCCUUUAAGUGCCGGGCGGGACGCUCGGGGAGAGCCGCCGGAGAACCGCGGCCUUCCGGCCCUGGACCCGCGCGCGCAGCGGGGCUGGCGCCGUCCCUGCCGCGACGGGGAGUGGGACUAAGCAGCGUAGAAGGUUGCAGCCAUGGCUCUGGGGCUCUUCCGGGUGUGUCUGGUGGUGGUGACAGCCAUCAUCAACCACCCGCUGCUGUUCCCGCGGGAGAACGCCACGGUCCCCGAAAACGAGGAGGAGAUCAUCCGGAAGAUGCAGGCGCAUCAGGAGAAGCUGCAGCUCGAGCAGCUGCGGCUGGAGGAGGAGGUGGCCCGGCUGGCCGCCGAGAAGGAGGCGCUGGAGCGGGUGGCCGAGGAAGGCCAGCAGCAGAACGAGAGCCGCACGGCCUGGGACCUGUGGAGCACCCUGUGCAUGAUCCUCUUCCUGGUGAUCGAGGUGUGGCGGCAAGACCACCAGGACACGCCUUCACCCGAGUGCCCAGGCGGGGACGAGGAGGAGCUGCCUGGCCUGGAGGGUGCCCCGCUCCGGGGCCUCAGCCUGCCCAACAAGGGCACGCUCAACCACUUCUAUGAGCGCUGCAUCCGGGGGGCCACGGCCGAUGCGGCCCGCACCCGGGAGUUCGUGGAAGGCUUCGUGGAUGACCUGCUGGAGGCCCUGAGGAGCCUCUGCAACCGCGACACGGACAUGGAGGUGGAGGACUUCAUUGGCGUGGACAGCAUGUAUGAGAACUGGCAGGUGGACAGGCCACUGCUGUGCGACCUCUUUGUGCCCUUCAUACCCCCUGAGCCCUACCACUUCCACGCAGAGCUCUGCUGCUCCCGCCGCUCUGUGCCCUUGGGUCGCCAGGGCUAUGGCCAGAUCAAGGUGGUCCGGGCCGACGAGGAUCCGCUGGGCUGCAUCUGCGACAAGACCAAGCUCGGGGAAGACAUGCUGUGUCUCCUCCACGGCAAGAACAGCGUGGCUCAGCCGGGCGGCGAGGUGGAAAUGCUCCUGUGUGCAAGAGACGCCCCCUACCUGGACACGCUGCAGGUCAUGAAGUGGUUCCAGAUGGCCCUCACCAGAGCCUGGCACCGCAUCGCCCACAAAUACGAGUUUGACCUGGCGUUCGGUCAGCUGGACUCCCCUGGGUCCCUCAAGAUCAGAUUCCGCUCGGGGAAGUUCAUGCCCUUUAACCUGAUUCCUGUGAUCCAGUGUGACGACUCGGACCUGUACUUUGUCUCCCACCUUCCCAGGGAGCCCUCUGGGGAGGCCCCAGCAUCCAGCACUGACUGGCUCCUGUCCUUUGCCGUCUACGAGCGACACUUCCUCCGGAUGACAUCGAAGGCGCUGCCUGAGGGUGCCUGUCACCUCAGCUGCUUGCAGAUCGCCUCCUUCCUGCUGUCCAAGCAGAGCCGCCUGACCGGCCCCAGCGGGCUGGGCAACUACCACCUCAAGACGGCCCUCCUGCACCUGCUGGUCUCCCGGCGGCCUGCUGACUGGGAGGCCGGGCAGCUCGAUGCUCGCCUGCACGAGCUGCUCCGCUUCCUGGAGAAGAGCUUGCUGGAGAAGAAGCUCCAUCACUUCUUCAUUGGCAACCGCAAGGCACCCCAUACCAUGGGCCUCCCUGAGGCUGUGCGCAGGGCUGAGCCUCUCAAUCUCUUCCGGCCCUUUGUCCUGCAGCGAAGUCUCUACCGGAAGACGGUGGACUCCUUCUAUGAGAUGCUGAAGAAUGCCCCGGUGCUCAUCAGCGAGUAUUCCCUACAUAUCCCCUCAGACCACACCAGCCUGCCCCCAAAAGCUGUUGUCUUGUAGAGCUCCCAGGACCCAGAGGGCCGGGGUGCAGGACACCCCACAUGUCCACACCACUGGGGGCAUCCACAGUCCAGUCCUGGGAAAAUGCUGGGCUUUGCUGGGAGCCGUGGCUCAGCCCACCAGGGAAACCCUACAGCCCCAGAGGAAAGCAUUCCAAGCUGGAAGCUGGUUUGCUUUUGUGCCAGCUGGGGCCUGCUGGUGAGGUUCUGGUCUGGGGUUGGUUGACCCUUUGCUGCUUACUUUUGGAUCACCACAGACGGCUAAGAUGAUGACGAAAUACUGCAUGGACAGUAAGUUAAAGACACCGCAGACAUCGAUUUGGGUACAAUUUUUACCUCCCAGGUCCAGUCUUUACUUGGAUAUCCACAGAGGAUCUACAGGAGUCUGACAGGGCAGUGUGUUAUGACCCUGCACCCUGUUUCCAGUCACUCUUGGCCCCGGGCAUCUGCACCCAAGGCACUAACAGGGGCAGCUGUGGGAAUCUGCAGCCUUCCAUCCUCAGCCUGCAAAACAGGAGUCCACCUGUGGCUGCCAUUUUUUAAGCUAUUUGGAGAAAAGACCAAGUAGCGGUUCGAGGCCCUAAGAGGCCAGUGUCUGUUGCACAGAAAUGGGCACUUGGUGGCAGAGGGAAGUUUCACGUGGCCUCUUUUUCAGCUACAUGUCUCAGGGUGCACCCCCUUGCCCAACCCCUUCCCCCAGUGAGCUGAGCACUGUGGGUGCCACAUACCAUGCAGGGUACAGGCUCCUCGGCCCCUCACCCCUCUCUAUUCUCUCCACAGCUGGUCUGCACGGGGUGGGGGAGGGCGGAUACCAAAGGUGGAAGCUCUGGGAGACACAUGGUGAGUGAGAUAAAGGACAGAACCUAUACCCAGGGUACUGGGGCCUGGCUCGCAGCCUGGCCUCUGAUGCCCAGUCCAGAGCUGAGAAGUGACACAUGCCAUAGCCCUGAGUUUUCCUCCACAGGGUCUGUCCCAGAGCAGGGCGUUCCUGGAGGCCAGGGGAGAAAAGCUAGCUCUGUCUGUUAGCCCCAGGAUCUGCUCUCUCCAGUGGGGCUCCCUCCCUGCACAGAACCCUCCUUUCUGGAUGGGCCUUGCCAGCCAGCUACACAGAUGACCAAGACCCUGAGAGGCUUGGCUGACUGGGGGCAUACAGGGACGGCACUGCUGAGGGCCCCGGUCACUGGGCAGGCGCCAGAGGCUGUGGUGGGAGCUGGCCCGUCUGUGGGCCUCUUUUAGAAGGGUUGGGAAGCCACUCCCUCCUCCACUUGUGGCUUCACUGGCCCUUUGGGAGUUCCUCUAAUGGCAUUGCCUCAGUAACCCUUGCAGCAAGCGAGGAGGAGGCAAGAAUGAGGGUGCCUGCACCAGCAGCAGGGGUCCCCUUCAGGGUUUAAGCUGGCCAUGCCUGCUGAACAGCACACGCAGUUCCCCGGGGCUGUCAGGCUCACCCCGAGCUGCAGAGGAUCCUGUCCCAGCCCCAGAGGGUUCUGGAAGGUGGACAGUGUGCCUGGCAGGGUUUACUCGCAGCAGGCUGGGCUGUGAUGGAACACUGAAACCUGGCGGAAUCCUUCCGUGUGAGCUGGAGUUGGACUGUGCAGACCGGCGGCCGGGGCUGCAGGGAAGGGGCGUGCCGGCAGUGCCCGACAGAGCUCCAGGCCCCCCAUUCAGUUGGGACUUGUUUCCAGAGUCGGGGUGAAUUUCCGUAUUUAUUAUUGCCCAUGCCUUGCCUUCCCCACCUUCAUCCUUGUUGUGCUUGGAGGAGACCCCACAGCCAGGAACCAGCCUCCAGAAGCCGAGACCAAGCCUGGACCUCCCUUGGCUCCCAGGAGAAAGUUCACUGAAAAAUUACCUUCUGGCCUCUUGUUUAUUCAGAGCUGCCGGCUCAGCGGGGAAAUGGGGAUCUUUUAUGCACCGAGGCUGCUUCUGAAGCAGAAAGCAGCAGGGCUCUCAUGUUUCAUGCUGCCUUAUUUAUAUUAAAGGAAGAAUUAAAUUCUUGGAAGAAGUAGAAACUGGU
Messenger RNA from Hyaena hyaena (striped hyena), 3862 nucleotides. RefSeq names its product inositol 1,4,5-trisphosphate receptor interacting protein (gene ITPRIP). NCBI's taxonomy places the organism in Eukaryota, Metazoa, Chordata, Mammalia, Carnivora, Hyaenidae. The transcript has 2 exons. The record is from RefSeq and is a predicted model, not a curated record. Gene Ontology annotation, molecular function: protein kinase inhibitor activity. Bases 194 to 1852 code for a protein of 552 amino acids. Gene Ontology annotation, cellular component: membrane.